Lindgomyces ingoldianus is the source of this 916-nucleotide messenger RNA. RefSeq lists its product as uncharacterized. Lineage: Eukaryota; Fungi; Ascomycota; Dothideomycetes; Pleosporales; Lindgomycetaceae. The transcript has a single exon. The coding region runs from base 60 to 869 and encodes 269 amino acids. The record is from RefSeq and is a predicted model, not a curated record.
CUUGAUAUACCCCUAUCACUUAAUCUCCAGAUAUUGAAGCACGGCAUCUCGUAGCCAAGAUGCUUCGGCUGCUCCUUGUCGGCUUCUCCCUCCUCACUACUACUUACGCGUCUACGUCUCCCGUGCAGGUCCCAAUGAUGACCUCCAACUUAGAGAAGCAGAAACAAACGCCUCAUUUGCCCAUUACCACCGGUCGCAAUAACCACUACUACAUCCCUUCCCCUGAGAACUCCUCGCACCCCAUCCUCCUCAAACUCAACACCCUCUCAACCCUCUCCCAGCCACAUUGUCCAAGACUGGCAGCUAUGCGCAUAUCCCAGUCCCCCUUUACUCCUGGUUCCCUAACCUUCGCCGCACUACCAUCUCCUUCCGACCUCACGUCCGUAUUCUGGUUCCAGACGCAGAGGGCAGGGGUGUCUCUCCCCAUAUCCAGUCUUUCCAUCAGCAGCAACGGAAAAGUAUUUGAGAAGGCUAAGCUUAGAGCGUAUACCGCACGAAUCGAUCCCUCAACACCCUAUAUCACGGUCCCCAGGUCAAUACACGAAACCCUAGUUUCCGCUACUCGAGCCUACAAAGUAUACCAUUCAGACAAAAAAAUGUAUGAAUACGUUGUUGACUGUGACGUUCGACCAAAGUGCCCGGUCAUCGUGAUUGACUUUGGCGGAGAUGAAAUACAGGUUGGAGCCUACAGGUACGCAUUGCAGGCCCCCGACGGUAGUGAGAAGUGCGUUUUGUUGGUGCGGAGCGAAGAUGGUGAAGCUGGAAAUGGAAGAAGAGGAAGGGAAGUUGUUCUUGGGGGUGCGUUUCUAGUAGGUCGGCUUGUGGUUCUCGAUUUUGAAUAUGGAUAUACUGGGAUUGCGCAGUGGUAAUUCAGGAGUAUCGAAAGUACUGCAUGCGAUCCUCAAAGAAAAGCAUU